UUGUUUGGAAGGAAGGGGCUAGAGGAGAGAGAGAGAAAGAGAGAGAGAGAGGAAGGGAGGGGGCGAGCUCGCAAAGAACAGAAGAGAAGAAGACGAAAAAGAGAGAGAGAAGGAAAGAGAGGAAAAUCCAGUAAUGUCUCUCUUCUCCUUUUAGUGAACUUGCGGCGUUUCGCAGAUAAUGUCCGAGAAUGUCCAUUUCUGGGACUUUGAGCAACUAUUACGUGGACUCCAUCAUAAGUCACGAGAGCGAUGAACUCUCAGCCCCGGCUCGCUUCCCCAGCGUCCAGUACUCCGGUUCCAGCUCCGCAGCGGCCGCGGGCGGGAGGCUGCCCGGCGGCGCUGCCCAGGCGGAGCAUCCCCACCCGGAGUCCUAUCCAUCCUGCAGCUUCCAGCCCAAGCCUCCGGUCUUCUCCUCGUCCUGGAGCCCGUUCAGCCCGCACCACGGUGCCAGCGGCCUCCCCGCUGUCUACCACCCGUACAUCCCAGCCCAGCACGUGCCCGCCGCGGACACACGGUACAUACGCUCGUGGCUGGACUGCGCCCCGCGCGGCUCCGAGUCCGUCCCAGGGCAGGGCCAAACGGGGCUGGUCAAGCUGGAGCCGCAGCUCGGACAUCUCGGAGGGGAGAUCCCACCCAAAAUCGGCGGACAGCACCAACACGAGACCACCACGUACAUCCUGGAGUCGACGUCCACGGCGGCGCGAGAGCUGAGCCACCAUCCCACCGCCAUCCCGGGAGCAGGGUUCGAGGAAAAUAAGGACAUUUGUGAAGGCAGUGAGGACAAAGACGGCCCGGAUCAAAAUGACCCCUCGGCCAACUGGCUGCACGCACGCUCCUCCAGGAAGAAGCGGUGUCCGUACACCAAAUACCAGACGCUGGAGCUGGAGAAGGAGUUCUUGUUCAACAUGUACCUCACGCGGGACCGGCGGCACGAGGUGGCGCGCGCACUCAACCUGACGGAGCGGCAGGUGAAGAUCUGGUUCCAGAACCGGAGGAUGAAGAUGAAGAAACAGAGCAAGGACCAACCCAAGGACUAGCGGGACUCACACAAACACUCAGACGCACGCACGCUCACACCAUGUAUCCGACAUACAGCCCCUUGUUUCUUAGACACGAAAUGGCCUUUCCCAAGAACUGCAAAAAUAUACAUAUAUACAUCUGCUGUUUUCACUCUGUCUUAACCUUCACUUCGUGAGCUUCACCCCAAUCUAUAUCCUACACAUGAUCAAUUGAUUUAUUGAUCCCUAGUGGACGCCGUAACGUUAAAACUGAAGUCUUAAGAGCGUCUGAUGUUCAGUGAGAUGGACGGAGGCUGGAACUUUGGAAUCAUUUGUAUUAAUGGAGGAUGGUAGUAAAACUCAGACGACCAACAAUUCCUCCCGGACUUCUUCUCCUUUAAAUGAGUCUGACUCCACAUAAAACUGCGGAUUGGACUGUUUGCUUGAUGAACUCAUGCAUUGUUCUUGCGUCCUCGUGGUUUUUCGCCUGCAUUAGAUUAUUAAUUAGGCUUUGAUAAUAGGCUACAUUAUGAAAGGGAAGGAAAGGAAGCAGCAAACCGCGAAGUGAUGCUACAGAGGACUAGUGGGAGGGAAAACGGAGAAAAUGAAGCUUUUUUCCCUCCAGCUCUUCCUUUUAUUAGUUAUUUAUUGUAUUGUUGACACCGGAGAGGCGCGGAGGUGCUGAAACCGGGAUUUCACACGGCCAUUAAUAAGCACGAGGAGCAGAUGGGCUGGUGCACGCAGACACACCGCGCUCCAUCCUUAUUUUUCUUCUUCUCUUUUUUUCUUGUUUCUCUCAUUGCCGACAGAAUUUGAUUAGAAAGCGACUGAUUGUCGGCGUUGAUAGAAGCAGCCAGCCGCCGUUUGUUUCCCGGUUGUCGGCCUAAGUAAUGAGCAAGAUACCGGAGGGGGGUGGAGGAGGAGUAGGGGAGUGUGGAAGUGAUGUGGAAGCAGGGGUGUUAACCCGACUCAGCAGCUGGGGAUCCGAUUAGGCUGCUGUCAAUACCGUGGAUCUCCGCCCUGCAGCUUUGCUCUCCGGAUGCUUUAUGCGCGGCUCCUCUGCGGCCUGCAUCGGCUAUCGAUGCCGCCCUCUGCGUGUCACACGAGCCUAAAGUUGCAUGUUCAAACUAAGCUCGAAGCAUCAAGGCUCCGUUUUUCGGUGAAUCUAAGUUAGAUUUAUUCAGGCAAAUUACAUCCUCAGAAUCAGUGAGGAUCCAGCGCUGCUCUGACCCCAGUUCCACGAUGGAAACCGCAGAUUCUCUUCUCCUCAAACCCUGACGCAGCAUGCUUGUGCACCACUUACUCUCAGAUAAACACGACAUUUUUAAAUUAGACUGGCCAGUACAAAUCCUCUAAGGCUGCUACUUCUUUUGCUCACUUCAUUCUAGUGCACAGAUCCGCGUGUGCACGUAGCACAGACUAAAAUCAAUAACUCCUCCUUGGUCACCACAGUCCAAAUCUUUAUUCAACGUGUUCCCUGGCGUUGCAUAAAAAAUAAGAAUCAGCUCUAUUUUUAUACAUACAUUAUAUUGUGUAUUAUCUGCUAUGCAAGGCGGCUUUCUCUCAUUUCAGGAAAUAGAAGUACACGCGUGCGCAACGGCGGUUUCCAGACACAACCUGGACGGAAAGAGCGAAAUAUUCCAUCAGACGUUUACUGACAUUUUUUUAAACUAUAUUCAUUUUUUUCCUCAAAAUAUAUUUCCUAGAGGUUCUACUACAGGCCGAUAUCAACGGACAGGAUUUAUUCCCGCGCUAAAUGUUUCAGCAGUAGUGUGUACAUUUAAUGGCUCCGAGGAUUAUCUGGGUAGACUUCAGUUUAUGCAGAUUUUUAUUGAUCUGGGCGUUAAAACGUGAAGAGGCCGUGCUGGAAGGCCGCUCUGCUGUUAUUUGAAGUGUUGGCGUCCCAUGGCAGUUUUAUGGACAGAUCAUAAACAACACGUUGGCCCGUGUGUGUGUGUGUGUGUGUGUGUGUGUGUGUGUGUGUGUGUGUGUGUGUGUGUGUGUGUGUGUACACCUACACAUAUAUUCUUCUACAGCCUGUAGUUCACACUAGCGUGGGUUUUCCCUCCAGUUGAGUUGAUGUCGUGUCAGCUUUUAUUUUGAAAGGAACGGGUCCACAACCAGCCUCUUACGCAAAAGUCAAACAGAGAAGCGCUACGAUUCUUUUUUUCUCUCUAUAAGCAGCAUCAAAUCCUCUAUUUAGAGUACAAAUGUUUACAUGGUUUGCGCAUGCCUCAAGUCCCUCGUCAUUUUGAAGACGUUAUUUCGUCGUUUAGACUCUUUGUGUGUUGAAUCUGUCGGAAGGGAAUGCUUACUGAAAAAUAAGAAUAAAAAAAGACUAAAUAGGAGUUUCUUGAUAGGAAAUAUUUCUAAUUUAUUGUAUAUAAAGUGAGUAACCUCGUCUUUCUUAUUGGAAUGAGUUGAAUAUGAUGAAUAUUGUUUUUGUCCUCUCGGGAUGUGGCAUCUUACUGUAAUAUAGAUUUGUUUUUUCUUUUUGUCUGCCAUGUUCUUUAGACUGUUUUUUCCAUGUUGUUGUGCCGACUGUCUGAGUUAUCUGUUCCGAUGUCAGUCCGAUGAGCUCUUUGUGUCUUUGAUUUGUUUAAUUGUAAACAGUACUGAGUUAGACUCUGCUGAUGGGACAGAGGAGGAAACGGUUGGAAUAAAAACGAAGCAACGCUUCGAUAUAAAUUAUAAUUCUUAAUUAUUGACUCUUUCUUUCUGCCCUUCACUUCCUCCUGCUUCCUGUCCCAGUAUUUACUCACCUGAUUGGAGGAACACAGAUUCUGGAGGUUUCUUGCUGCUGAUUCUAAUUCCCUUCUGCUUUUUUGUCUUUUUUUUUUUAACUCGACAAGCCAUGUGGACGCAGUAAAUUUAAAAAAAGGUUUUCUUAACGAGCAGGAGACCUCCAGUCACUGUGUUCCUCUCCUCCAUGUGAAAUGUUCUUACUUGUAUGUUUUCUGCUCUUCUUUCCUCUGUGUCGUUGUCUCUCUCGUUUCUUUGUGCGAUGGCACUGCUGAUGCUGGAUUCCUAUUAAAAGAAGAUACUUUACAUAA
This is a messenger RNA of Acanthochromis polyacanthus (spiny chromis), 4051 nucleotides long. It is a transcript of the gene hoxb9a, whose product is annotated as homeobox B9a. The coding region runs from base 189 to 1037 and encodes 282 amino acids. The record is from RefSeq and is a predicted model, not a curated record. Gene Ontology annotation, biological process: proximal/distal pattern formation; regulation of transcription by RNA polymerase II; embryonic skeletal system morphogenesis. Gene Ontology annotation, molecular function: DNA-binding transcription factor activity, RNA polymerase II-specific; RNA polymerase II cis-regulatory region sequence-specific DNA binding. Gene Ontology annotation, cellular component: nucleus. The transcript has 2 exons. NCBI's taxonomy places the organism in Eukaryota, Metazoa, Chordata, Actinopteri, Pomacentridae.